Drosophila persimilis is the source of this 2151-nucleotide messenger RNA. RefSeq lists its product as uncharacterized. The transcript has 2 exons. The record is from RefSeq and is a predicted model, not a curated record. Bases 137 to 2065 code for a protein of 642 amino acids. NCBI's taxonomy places the organism in Eukaryota, Metazoa, Arthropoda, Insecta, Diptera, Drosophilidae.
AACAGAGACAGAGAUCGAAAAAAGGAAAAGCAACAGGAACCGCAACCGAAACCGAAACCGAAACAGAGACGGGAGACGGGAGACUGUUACUCUGUGAUACUGUGAUACCGCGGACAGCAUUGGAACCUGUGAUACGAUGGAUACGCGUUCGUGGGAUGAAAAGGUGUGGCAGCUGCUAUCAAAGGAAGAUCCCAACCACCCCAUGGAAAAGCUGGACGACCAGGUCGAGCCAGAGUUUUUUGACGACGUCUCCGAGAACGAAGAGUCCUUGGGAGAGCCUUCGCCAACCACAAUUGCUGAAGAGGCACUGCGUGCGCUGGAUGAAAAGUUCCGGCAGCUGCUAUCAAAGGAAGAUCCCAACCACCCUAUGGAAAAACUGGACGAGGUCGAGCCUGAGCCGUUUGAAGACGUCUCCGAGAAGGAAGAGCCCUUGGGGGCAGCCACAAAUGCUGAAGAGGCACUGCUGCAACGCGAGGAUUUGUGCCCGAAAGCCUCCGAGUCCAUGCUACAGAAGCUCUUCAAUCGACAGGACUUCCGGAAGGUCCUUGGCAGCCACCUGAAGGCCCUGGAUGAGACCAGCUCGCACGAGGACGAAGUGGAAGUGGUCAACGCACGCCGCAAGCGUCGGAAGCAGGGCUUCUUCGACGUCCUCUGGUGCUUUGAGCACCUAAUGGAGGCGGAGAUUGAGGCCAGCGGCGGAGCCCGCACCGAAGCGGAUGUCCUCCUCGAAGUCCUGGACGAUCUUCGCAGGCUGCGGGUUCAAGUCCAGAGCCAUUCUCCCGAUGGCGGCAGCACAUCAGUUAUGGAAUUGAAGCGCGCGUUUCUUAAGGCAUUCCAAGAGUUUGCGGACAUCUAUCAUGUCACCGCGGACACCGCGACCGUCCCGAAGGUGAUAGCGGUCGAGGACCUGCCGCUGAACCGCUAUCUGCGGUUCAGGAGCCGGGAAUCGCAGACCCUGGUGAAGGGGACGAGCAUGGAGCAUCUACCCAAGCCGGGCAAAGGGCAGUCCCUGCAGAAUCCGACGGAGAACGUUUCUGCCUGCAGCGUCGUGCCCCGAGUCCUUCGUUCAAACACCACCCAGGCGGCUCGGAAGUGGUGCAAGAAGAAGCCUCCAGUGGAGACAAGGAUAAGGUUCCUUCCAUACUGCCGUAGUCCCCGCCGGGGAUCCGCUGAGCCUGCAAUGGAUCUUCCGGGUCAUCGCGGAGGCCAGAGGUUUUUCUUCCCGUUUGGGGCUACUGGCCCAAAGAAGGGGCAGGAAACCUCUUCUCAGGAUUGGCCGGCACUGGAGGCUCCUCCCGGCAAUAGCGUUUGCCUGACGGAGCCUCUCCCAGAGAGCCACAUCCCGGAUCCUGACGAAGCCGAAGCAAAGAUCAUGCCAGCAGAGAGCUCCGAGAUCGAGCACGCGGAGCAGGCGAUCUCCCAGCCACAGCCCGAGACCAUGCCUGCACAGACCUGUGCACCAGCAGAAGAACAGGACUGUCCCCGUCAAAAGGAGGUGCAGAAGGCACCGCAGAUGCAGCCUCCACAGCCUCCACAGGAGACAAGGCAGCACUUUUUUCCAGUCUGCCACUCCCCUCGGGUUGCCUCAUUGUCGCCCGACCUCCUGGAGAAAGCCGUCGAGAAGGAGGCACCGCCAGAGAUGAUGCCAGAAUGCGGCCAUGAGGAAGACCAGGAUAUCCCCGAACAGACGGAGGUCAAGACCAUGACGCCCCAGGUCCCGAUAGUGCUCCCUCCAGGGGAUGGCACUCCACAAUCGAUAUUCGAGAGCACGCAGUCCUUGGUGCCUCAAGGCUGCGAGAAGAAGGAAGAGAAGGAGAUCGAAGUGGAAAGAUCUGGAAAUCAGCUGUUGCCAGAGGCGAUGAUACAGAUCGCUCGCUGGGCGACCUUUUCGAUACCGAUUCCGAAGUCCGACGUUGACCAGCUGCUGCUUCUGGUGCCUCUGGCUUGCCUGCAACAGGAGACGGUGGCGGCGGCGGCUGAGGAGGAGUCGGGGAUCGCCCCACUGAACACCCUUCUCAGUGCUGCCGGUUGCGCCGACGACUCCCGCGCCGACUGCGAGAAUUAGCAGCUUCGGGUCCCCAUUUCGUUGAUUUUCAAUAUAUUAAUUGUUAAUUUUCCUGUUCAGAAGUUAUAUAUUUUUUAAAGCAAAGA